CCCCCCUUCCUUCUUCUUUUUUAAGUUAACAUCUUUAUCGAAAGUUCAGAAAGCACAUACCGUAAUUAUAUGUGCACUAAACAUGGCGAGACGUAAAUAAAAGAGAGAAAAAGAAUAAGAGAAACAGAAACAGAACCCAUGUAGAAGGGGGGGAACCCCCCCCCCCAAACUGUAUACUUUACUUCACCAGAUCUUAACCCAGGGGUCAGCAAACUUUUUCAGCAGGGGGCCGGUCCACUGUCCCUCAGACCUUGUGGGAGGCCAGACUAUAUUUUUUUUUUGGGGGGGGGAUGAAUGAAUUCCUAUGCCCCACAAAUAACCCAGAGAUGCAUUUUAAAUAGAAGGACACAUUCUACUCAUGUGAAAACACGCAGAUUCCCGAACCGUAUGUGGGCCGGAUUUAGAAGGCGAUUGGGCCGCAUCCUAUUGCCUAACCAUGUCUUAACCUAUUACAGUAUACUGUAUGUAAGAAUGGAUCCCAAAUAUCAUUGAAUAUGUCCAUGACAAAUUUAUCUGCAGAUUGUUCAUAUGCUGCGAGUUUGUACAGUCAUGACCUCGGUUUGCGACUGCAAUCUGUUCCAGGGAGUCGGUCGCUCCCCGAAUCGGUCGCUUCCCCGAUGCACGCUUUUGCGCAGAUCGCUUCUGCGCAUCCGAGCGCCACAGAACCCGGAUGUAAACACUUCUGGGUCUGCGGUGGUCGGAAACCGAAGCGGUCGCAAAUGGAGGCAGUCGCAAACCAAGGUUUGACUGUACCGGUAUAAGUCUUCAAUCCAGUCGUAGGAGGAACCACGUUUUUAUUUUUCCAGUUCACCGGUAUCAGUCUUUUUGUUGUGGUAAGCACAUGGAGAGUCCACUCGUAUUGUCCUUUCGUAGGGUUCCAUGUGCUGGGUAUAUAAUUCAAGAGGAUAUUUUGUGCUGUAAAUGUAAGGUUGUUCCGUACAGUUUUGUUGAUGGUUUCAGUUACUGUAUCUUCUGAUCUUUUGGCUCCCCUUUCCGGAUGGCUCACCUACCUUCUUGCUCAAGUCCAACCCGUGCAAGUUUCCGGAGCUUUGUAAGCAAUAAAGGGUGACCUUUUUUCUCGCAGCCUUCCCAGGUUCGGGGCCCAGACUGCCAUUGGACAACUACAGGGGCCAUUCAAGACACCAGCUGGCUUUAUGUACAACAGCAAACGUCAGCUUACAGUGUAAAAAAAAGGGACAGUGAUACACUGGGACUGCUGGCUAAAGAGAAGGAGGACAAGAGAGAGGCAUACUUGUGGAAUCGGCAUGCUGCCUUAUCUCCAGGCUGCAGAGAGAGAGACGGGAGAGGCACUGAUUGAGGCUGUGUGGCUCCUCGCUGUGCUCUGAAAGGACUUCCUUGUUGUUUUGGACGCACACUUUGAACUGGGGCUAGAAUUCAAGAAUGGCACAGGUUCUGCACAUGGAGACCACUGCUUUCCCAGGGAAGGCCAAUCCUGCCUCUGCUAUGGCCUUCCAUGGGAAGGAGCAGGACUUGCCCUAUUCCGUGGAAACUCCCUAUGGCUACCGCCUGGACCUGGACUUCCUCAAAUACGUGGAUGACAUUGAGAAGGGCCACACCAUCAAGCGCAUUCCAGUCCACCGCCGGCCACGCUACAGCUCCCUGCCAAGAGGCUAUGGUUACACCGGCUCAUGGUGGACCUCCACCGAGUCCCUCUGCUCCAAUGCCAGCAUGGAUAGCCGCCACUCCUCCUAUUCCUACUGUGGGCGCAGCUUCUACCCACAGUACGCCACACCCGGCAACUUCAAUGCCCGCGUGGAGAAGACCUUGCUGGAUGCCAGGAAGAAGCUAGAAGACCAGGCGGAUUCUGGAGAUGGAGAAAGGACCAGGGCAGGGGGUCUUGGGAGCCUCCACAGCAGCGUAUCUGGAUCAACAAGCUCCUUGGUGGGAAGCCAGUGCCUUUCCCGCCAGACUUCCUACAACGGCUCACAGCAAGGCGCCCCUGGGCAGUUCACACCCAUCGGCUCAGGACUCUCCACCCCAGUCUCCCCAACGCCAGGGCACCUCCAGCAUGUCCGGGAACAGAUGGCCGUAGCCUUGAAGAAGCUGCGCCAGUUGGAGGAGCAGGUCAAGAUGAUCCCAGUGCUGCAGGUGAAGAUCUCGGUGCUGCAGGAGGAGAAGAGGCAGCUGAGUGUCCAGCUCAAGAGCCAGAAGUUUUUGGGGCACCCGGGGGGGUUCGGCAAGGGAAAAUCCAGGGGGGAGCUCUACAUAGAUAUCCCCGAGGAGGGGGCUGGUGGAAAUGAGGAGGGCAGCGCGGGGCCUGAUGCAGGAGGCAGGCUGGACAAGAAGGAAGUGAGGUCAGUGGGUGUGGGCAUGUCAGCCGAAGAGGCAGAGGUGGGGAGGUGCGAUGUUGGGGUGGCGGUCAAGGAGGAGGAGUUGGGGUUGCCUUCCCCGGAGGAGGAGAGCCAGCGCCAGGCUGUUCAGGCCCUGUCCACCAAGAUUGCCGUGCUAGAGAUGCAGCUGAAGAGGGCGCUCCAAGAACUUCAAGCCGCCCAACAGAAACUGGAGCUGCAGGGCAAGGAGAAGGAGGGCAAAGGAACGUCCGGUGGUGGCCUGAGAGAAUGGGAAGUAGGGGGAGAGGGUCCGGGGCAAGGGGGCGGCGGAGAGUUUCAGAGGCCCCAGGAAGUCCCCAUUCGGGUGGAUACGGUCAAGGUUGUCCAAGUGGAAAGGGAGCCAGAGGUCGCUGCCAGCACAGCCACAGGGCUGGACCACAGGCCGCAGAGGGCACAGAGCUUGGAGAACAAGGAAUCCUAUGCCAGCCUCAAAGCUUUGGCAGGCAAAGACGUGGGGUCGGAAGAAGCGAUGGUGCCGCUCUAUGCCACAUACCGCAGCAACGAGGUGAUGGAGACCACGUUCCCGGUCCAUGCUGGUGUAGAGAGCGCAGCUACCACCUUCCACACCGUGAGAAAGAUCAGCAUCAUUGGCACAGAGGGGAAUGGACAGCAGGAUACAGCAGAACUUCAUGGGUCAUUAGAGAAAUCAGUUCCUGACUCCCUCCAGACAGAGCAAGUGGCUCCCUGCAUAUCCCAGGAGCCUCAACGAGAGUCACGAAAUGAGGGAGAGGACCAAGCUUCAUUCGCAGGAGGGAUUCGGUCGAUCAUGAAGAAGAAGGAGGAUCCUACAGAGCUUCUGGCCAACAAGAAGAGCCUGCAGUUUGUUGGUGUCAAUGGCGGGUAUGAGUCCACCUCCUCUGAGGACUCCAGCACAGCUGAGAACGUCUCGGACAAUGAAAGCACCGAGAGCGAAUACCACGAGGCGAGCGAGGGGCUCCCUGCAGCGCAGGCAAUGGCAGCGGAGCCCCCGAAGCUGCCCGGAACAGCCGCAGCCGUAUCUCGCCCUGGAGUCUCUGCCGAGAGCGGGGAGAUGCCAGCAGCAGAAAGUCCCAGCAAGGAGCCGCCAGGCAAAACAGGGACAGGACUCAGCAAGGAGCUGCUUUCAGCUUGCGAAGUCCUUCAGAAAUACCUGGAGAGCCCCAAUGAGCACAUGGAUGAAGAAAUGAAAUUGGCCUAUACUGCCGUGCUCCACUAUUGGCUGAGGCUUUCCUGCCACAAAGAAGCGGAUCCAGAAUUGGUCUCACAGCACUUGGCUGCCUUCCGGUCCAUCUCCCCACACUUGCUGGAAUUUGUCAUCAAUAUGGCCGACGCCAACGGCAACACGGCCCUCCACUACACUGUCUCGCAUUCCAACUUCCCAGUGGUCACAAAGCUUCUUGAAACAGGUUUGUGCCAUGUGGACCAACAGAACAAAGCCGGCUAUACGGCCAUCAUGCUGACGGCACUGGCUGCUUCCCGCUCAGAGAGUGAUAUGGACACAAUUGUGCAGCUGCUGAAAAUGGGCAACGUAAAUGCCAAAGCCAGCCAGGCUGGGCAAACUGCACUGAUGUUGGCCGUCAGCCACGGGCGUCUGGACAUGGUUCGUGCCUUGCUAGCUAGCGCAGCGGAUGUCAACUUGCAAGAUGACGACGGUUCCACAGCGCUAAUGUGCGCCUGUGAACAUGGCCAUGCUGAGAUCGUCCGCCUGCUCUUGGCCACACCUGGCUGUGAUGUUGCCCUCUCCGAUAACGAUGGCAGCACAGCUCUUUCCAUCGCAGUGGAAGCAGGCCAGAAUGACAUUGCCAUCAUGCUGUAUGCUCACCUGAACUUUGCCAAAGCCUCGUCUCUGGGGACCCCCAAACAGUCCAAAGAUGAGAACACAGCAACUAUGUCCGGUGAUGCUCAGUAACACAAAACGAGGCGGUUUCCUGUCUGUCUACACUUUCCUUUGAAAAAAUACCUGAGAACUUGUCAAGGACCGCGGAACCUAAACAGCCAACGCUGCGUAAUGUAAGCAUGUAAAUCAUCCAAGAAACGUCUGUUCUCGGCCUCCCUCAACCCCUUCCAUCAACCGGGAUCUCUCUCAUCAGCUACAUUCAGUGGACUGGUUGGCCUUCCAGGAGAAAGAGCUCCCCCUACAGUUUCCAGGUGGCUGCUUCAGCUGCAAUUCAGCUAGCUAUUGAGCCAAAGAGGAGGAAUCGGCGAAGGACCUCUGGAUACAGCUUCUCAACCAACUUGGCAUGGCUUAAAUGCUUUCUUGCUUUCUAGAGGCAUGUUUCCCUCUCCGCCCCGCUUUCACCCAAGUCCAUUGCAGGAGUAAAAGACUCUGCAAGGCGAGAGAUGUACAAGGCAAUGAGAGACCACUGGCGGGAGGCAGCUGCCAUCUUAUUAGCCUGAGUUUGGGAGUUAUGGAGAAUCCUUCUGUCUUCUGUAGAGCGACAGAGUGGAUGCCAGACAUAGGCUUCUGCAGUGCUCUUCUGGAACAAUCUUUGUCUCUGCUCCUCCUCUCAUUGUAAAAUGGGACUUAAUGUAUUUUUAAGAGGCCUGCCUAAAGCAACUCCACACAGAAUCCAUUUCCCUUUUCUCUUUUCCAAGACAAGAAAUCCGUCCUUAAACACGACAUUACUUGAAAAAAAAUUUGGGGGGAGGCCACACUUUGUGAAACAGGGCCCUGUUUUGAAUCAAUGUUUCUUCAUUUUGGGAGGAGUUUCUACGUGUGUGUAUUAUUGUAAUACAAACAACGUUGCAAUGGAACUAAAAUGAGUAUUUGACACAAAGGUUCGAAUGAGUUGAAUUUUGCAAAUUUGGCAAAAUGUGAAUUCUCACUGAGUUCGGCAACUUGGUAAGGGAGCAAUAGUAUAUUUUCUAUGGGUGGGGUGGAGUACAUGGGAUUAGAUUUCUCUCCAAAAUGAUAACCAUUAAUUGGCCAGGCUGAAGGUUAUUUCUUCUGCACAAGGAAAUGUUGUGGCUGAAUUCUGAUGGACUCUUGCACAGCUCCAGUUAAACAGCGUUUGCACAGGAGAUAUUCUCCCAGUGAACUAUAUUCUCCCUUUGCCCAGAGUGCUAAUCAAUUCUCCUUGUCAGUUACUCUCUACAAUCUGAUUUACUGAUGUUGGAUGACUGGGAUCUGAGGAAAAUAUCGAACUGAUAUUAUUUGCCUAAAAAUAUCGAAAUAAUGCAGUUCUAAUUAGGCAAACUCAAACAGUUUCCCUCUUUGGGGUUGCCCGAAGCACCAAAUUCAUUCAUGGAUGCUAUGCAAGUUGAAAAAGCCCUCUUCACUUAUUAUUUGUAGUUUUAAUACCAAAAUUUAUGUCUGUCUCUCCUAACAACCAAUGAUCAGUAGGGGAGGGAGGAAAGUAUAAUAAUUAAGAUAAACCAUAGUGGUUUUUGGUGUUUUUUCAAUGCCAAUAAUUUGAAAUAGUAAAAGGGUACAACCUAUUUUUAUAUAAAUAUAAAUAUAUAUAUAUAUUAAUAUACACCAAGAAAGCAACUAUAUAAAUUAUUUUAGUGCACAGAAUUUUUAAAGGAAUUCUAGAGGAGACGACGUCCAAAAUGUUGAGGUGGGUUGUGACUGGCUGGGCGAAGGACUACUGUCUGAAGCUGCAAAUCUGCCGGUUGAUAUAUUUGCACAGUCUCUAUUCUGCCUUGUGUAACAGCCAUUAGACACUAGUUGGGCUUGAAAACAGAUGUUUAUUUGGAGCCAGUUGGCUCUUGUGUUGCUUUGAAUGCACAGGCAGAACAAGUCUUUUUUCCUGGCAAUGGUUUUCCGUCGCUGCCCCCAAAGCAGACAUUUUGAACGGGCAAGGGGAGUCUUUAGAAAACUGUAUGUCUUUAGGAGUGCGUUUGGAACUUGUACUUUGGAUAUCGCCUCGGACAAAUGUAAUCACUUUUAGGAUUGUCAUAUGAUGAUAUUUCUACACUUUUAAAGGAAGUUAAGGUCAUUUAUAGCCAUAAUAAACAUAAAAUGAUCAGAUGCGACUCUUUCUGUUUCUAGGGGUGUUGUUAAAGGGCUGUUCCGUUAUGCAGGCAUGGCCAAACUUGGCCCUCCAGAUGUUUUGGGACUACAACUCCCACCAUCCCUAGCUAACAGGACCAGUGGUCAGGGAUGAUGGGAAUUGUAGUCCCAAAACAGCUGGAGGGCCAAUUUUGGCCAUGCCUGCCUUAUAGCAACUUGAGAGAGAGAAAAAUCUGUAAUAUUGCCAUAACUUUUUUUCCCUGCACAUACAAGUAUGAUUUUUCACAGAGGAGCAGAUUAACUCAAGGAAAAACCUGAGUAACCUUUGGUAGGUCGCUACAAAAAUUGCCUAUCUCAGAUCCCUUUUGUUCUCUUCUUUAUCGACUCAGUGAAAGCAGAACGAAAUUUUAGCAUUGAUAAAAAGAUUGCAUAUGAAUUUGUAACCUUUAAUAAGUUUAUCGAACUAUGGAAUUAAUGAAGACAUUCACGCAGAACAUUCACAGGGGAACCAUAGCUAUUUUAUAACAUCACACUAUAUGCAAAUAUUCAGAGCAAAUAUUCUUUCGGAUGCAAACUUAUCAGUUAUAUCAUUAAAAUCAGUAAGCUCCAGUUUAUCGUUUUCUAUGCAGAGAAUGUUUAGAUCAGACAAUCAACCUAUCUUGGGACAUUGUUGACCGUAGAUUAUUCUUUAGUCUAGAAAACCAUUGUUUGCCAGUACAGUUUGUAAGCUUUAAAUCAGGCAUCCCCAAACUUUGGCCCUCCAGAUGUUUUGGAAGACAAUUCCCAUCAUCCCUGACCAUUGGUCCGUCCUCUUAGCUAGGGAUCAUGGGAGUUGUAGGCCAAAACAUCUGGAGGGCCGCAGUUUGGGGAUGCCUGCUUUAAAUGCAGGAACUAUAUAAAAAAUUGUUUCCUCGUUUGGAAAAGCUGCCUAAAUUUUCACCUCGAAUAUUAUUUGAUACGCAUCUUGGUGGCUGAAAUUUUCUGUGUCAGAGUGAGCUUGUUUGACGAACUUUACUAAACAGUAAGUACAUGCUUGUGUAAUUGUUACAUGGCCGUAGACUCAUACGUCACCUGUUUGUUACUAAGCAACUGAGCCUAGAUAGUAAAAUCUGCCUGUUUUUAAAAUUGUUUUUGGCAAGAGGCUGAGGUUACCCUAGAUCAGACAUCCCCAAACUUCGGCCCUCCAGAUGUUUUGGACUACAAUUCCCAUCUUCCCCAACCACUGGUUCUGUUAGCUAGGGAUCAUGGGAGUUGUAGGCCAAAACAUCUGGAGGGCCGCAGUUUGGGGAUGCCUGCCCUAGAUUAUGAGGUCCUGGGUGCAGCCUGCUCAGCCCGUAUGUAAAUCCAGCACUGACCACCAGUGGCAUAGCAUGGGUUGCCCAGGGCCAUGCAGAGGGGGCGAGGGAUGGAGGAAAACCGACAAUUUUGUACCCGGGACAACUGACUCUUGUGUCGUCCCCCCACACUAUGCCACUGCUGACCAUGGCAACAGACACAGUCUACUCUCCCCAUUUCGCUAGUGUAAAAGAGCUGUCAAUGGGGCCCAGUUUUCUUGUGCAAUUUCACUUGGUUUCACCUAAGGCAGUGCCACCUCCCAGGUGAGGGGGAGAGUAGGUGACAGUGGGAGCACCAAUGGAAAGUGAAAUGCCAAAAUCCCCUCCCCUUUCAUUCUGCCAUUGGUGUGGCUCCCCCAGCAGCAUUCUCUUGGCCUGGCACCCAGUGCGGGCAACCCAGUUGUGCUUCCCUAAAUGUGCUGAUUAUUAUUAUUAUUAAUAAUAAUAAUUUAUUAUUUAUACCUUGCCCAUCUGGCUUAUUUCCUUGACAUCUGACGGGAGGAUGUGCCACUACCGAGAAGGCCCUCUGCCUGGUUCCCUGUAACUUGGCUUCUCGCAGCCAAAAGGCCCUCGGUGCUGGACCUCAGUGUCCGGGCAGAAUGAUGGAGGUGGAGACACUCCUUCAGGUAUACUGGGCCAAGGCCGUUUAGGGCUUUUAAGGGCAACACCUUUAAAUUUAAGAGCUGAAAGAAAUACACUCUCCCUCCCCCCCCCAUCCCCAAACCCACCCUAAUUGUUGCGGAAGAAUCUGGGAAGGGAAACAGCUUCCCUCAUUUUAAAAAGCUAACAAGCUUCUAAUAGCCACUUUGGGCAAUCGGCUUAAGCAGUGAUUAUGCUCCUGUGGUCUAGGGCUUAAGCGGCUAAUCGGCUGCUCUUGAGUCUUAAGGAGCUGGCUCCAGGCUUUGGCAGCAGCUGAAUAAAAGUGAAUCGGCCCACUGCGGCCUUUGCAUUCUGCCUGCCCGCAGGCAACUUGGCUCUGAAGACUGGGGGACUGGUGCUGUUCCCUGAGAGAAGGAAAGCCAGCCUGGACAGGCGAGGCCAUUCAUCAGGAAGCUGUUCUGUGCAGAAGUCAAGAGACAAGCAGUGUGGCAGACCGCCUGACAGCAAGACGACCUGCAAUUUUUUUUUUAUUUUUUUUUGCGGCGGCAGCACAAGUCUCUGGGUGGGGUAAGUGUACAGCCAAGAAAGACCUUUUUUAAAAAAGAAAGGAAAAGAAAUAAGAGGGUAUUGUGGGCAACAUCCUCCAUUCUUUCAAUAUAUUGAUUGAUAUUGAAAUACAAAAAUGCAGGUGAAACUCGGAAAAUUAGAAUAUCGUCAAAAAGUGCAUUUAUUUCAGUAACGCAUUUUAAAAGGUGAAACCAAUAUAUGAGAUAGAUGCAUGACAUGCAAAGCAAGGUAUGUCAAGCCUUUAUUUGUUGCAACUGUAAUUUAUUUGUCGUUAGGCGGGUCAAUUAUAAAUGGAAUGUAAUUAAUGAAAUGUAAUAGCGUUGUUUAUUUUUGUAUUAUUGUAACUAUUUGUUUUAUUACUGUGGCAUUUCCAAAAGAAAGCAUUUGUAAAAAUUAAAAGAACAUUAAAAAAUAAAAAGUUGCAUUACUGAAAUAAAUGCACUUUGACGAUAUUCUAAUUUUCCGAGUUUCACCUGUACAUAAUCGUUUUAUAAUAUACUGAGAUAAAACUGUGUUCUUAUACUGUAGGCUAAAGUAGCUAAGUCAGAAGGAAGAGAAGUACAAGGAGAAACUUAACGAAAGAGGGGGGGGGAAUGGAAAAGAAAAAGGAAAAUCUAAAAGAUACAGAAGAAAAAAUAAUAAAAGGACCAGCCUGCAGCUAUAUAUGAUAUUCAUUCCUUAAGAUCCAACCAUUCUAUCAUCUAUAAACCAGUAUUUUAUCAGUCUUCAAAUCCAGGUGACAGGCAGUUAAGAGGCAAAAGUGGGUGGGGACACCCCUCCUAUUUUUAAAUGAUCAUAAACACUCGCCCCUUCCUCCCAGGGCCCAAACCUUUGGUGGGAUACUUUAUUGAAAAGCAUUCUGAAAGUACACUGGAUCACAAAUUGGCGUGGCAACAAGCAAGCAACCCCACCAUUAAUAAC
Messenger RNA from Zootoca vivipara (common lizard), 9707 nucleotides. The record is from RefSeq and is a predicted model, not a curated record. NCBI's taxonomy places the organism in Eukaryota, Metazoa, Chordata, Lepidosauria, Squamata, Lacertidae.